ACUAAUUUCCCAAGACAAGUCAAAGAAAUGAAGGAACAUCUAAAGCGCAUCAAUGGGUUGUACGUUACAUUGUUACUAGCGCUCUAUGCGUGUGCUAUCAUUGUACAACUCGAAGCAGCGUCGGAAACAAAGACAUGUUUCCAAAAGAAGAGCCCAUGCUUCCUUAUGAAGCAGACUUGCCCAAAGCAGUGCCCUUCGUUUUCCCCUCCCUACGGUAGCUCCAAGGCAUGCGUCGUAGAUUGUUUUAACCCUAUAUGCAAAGCCACUUGCCGAAAUAGAAAGCCUAACUGCAACGGCAGAGGAUCAGCAUGCUUAGACCCACGAUUCAUAGGUGGCGACGGCGUCGUAUUCUACUUUCACGGCAAACGCGAUGAGCAUUUCGCACUCGUCUCUGACACUGACCUCCAAGUCAACGCACGCUUCAUUGGUCUCAGACCCUCUGGCCGAAGCAGAGACUUCACAUGGAUCCAAUCUUUGGGUCUGAUCUUCGGCCCCAAUAGCAAAACCUUCACACUCGAGGCCCAAAAGGCUGCGAAAUGGGACCACCAAGUGGACCAUCUCCGUCUUUCCUUCGAGGGAAAAGAGAUUCUUUUACCAAAAGGGGAUUCGGCUAUCUGGAGCCCUCCGGGGACUGGCUAUAUAAAGAUCGAGAGGACUUCAGACAUGAACUCCGUGUUGGUCACGUUACCAGACAUUGCCGAGAUUUGGGUCAACGUUGUUCCGGUCACAAAGGAAGACGACACGAUACAUAAAUACGAGAGACCUGAAAAUGACUGUUUUGCCCAUCUCGAAGUCCAGUUCCGAUUCUUGAGGUUGUCCCCGAACGUGGAGGGUGUUUUGGGAAGAACAUACAGAGAGGAUUUCCAGAAUCCUGCGAAGCCAGGGGUGGCUAUGCCGGUCGUCGGUGGGGAAGAUAAAUACAGAACAUCUUCGCUUCUUGAAACGAGUUGUAAUGCUUGUGUUUACUCACGUGGCUCUAGAAGUUCCGACAAGAUCGAGCCCUUGUCGCUGAAUCAAAACACUGUUGAUUGCACUGGAGGAUCGAGCAGUGGUAUUGGAAUCUUCUGCAGAAAAUAAAUAUUAUGUUUAAUACUCCCUCUGUUUUUUUUUA
Raphanus sativus (radish) is the source of this 1111-nucleotide messenger RNA. RefSeq lists its product as uncharacterized. NCBI's taxonomy places the organism in Eukaryota, Viridiplantae, Streptophyta, Magnoliopsida, Brassicales, Brassicaceae. The coding region runs from base 28 to 1077 and encodes 349 amino acids. The transcript is spliced from 2 exons. The record is from RefSeq and is a predicted model, not a curated record.